This is a messenger RNA of Antrostomus carolinensis (chuck-will's-widow), 636 nucleotides long. It is a transcript of the gene GEMIN8, whose product is annotated as gem nuclear organelle associated protein 8. NCBI's taxonomy places the organism in Eukaryota, Metazoa, Chordata, Aves, Caprimulgiformes, Caprimulgidae. The record is from RefSeq and is a predicted model, not a curated record. Gene Ontology annotation, cellular component: SMN complex. The coding region runs from base 1 to 636 and encodes 211 amino acids. The transcript has 4 exons. Gene Ontology annotation, biological process: spliceosomal snRNP assembly.
AUGUCGCAACCGUGUGGCAGCACUGUAUCCAACACACCACUAGAGGACUUGGCUCCUAGAGUGGGAACUGCAUUACCAAGUUACAAAAAACAGUAUUUCAUGGUUGUGUCUCACAAACGAACUCCACAAGAGAUGGAGAAUGCUGAGCCGUGGUACUCUCAGCAAGUGUAUGCAAAAUACUGGAAGCACUAUGACUUAGCCAUGCGCUGGAUGCGUAGACACCAGAGAGCCUACAGGAAAGCCAUGGAGUCCUUUUAUCACUUCCCAUGGCAUCCUUCUGCAGCUUCUCCAAGUAGCCGCUACUCAGAUUGGGAUGGGAGUGAUCUCCCACAUACCGAAGACUAUUCUUCCAUCUAUAGCCCACAUGACAGAGCUCCGUACCAUGGGGGAGCUCAGCAGUACGCAGAUGCUCACCAAGGGAGGGAGGAUGCUGACGGGGACUCCGAAAUGGAGGAGGACUCUGAGUCUGAAGGGGAGAUAGAAUAUGACUUGAGUAAUAUGGAGAUCACAGAAGAGCUUCGCCAGUUUUUUGCACAGACGGAGAGGCACCGAGAAGAGCUGCGUAAAGAGCAACAGCUGGACACAGUUUUAUAUCGUUUUCAUAGGAGACAAGGUUAUCAAUUUGAUACUCGAUAG